This is a messenger RNA of Cynocephalus volans (Philippine flying lemur), 1435 nucleotides long. It is a transcript of the gene CHCHD4, whose product is annotated as coiled-coil-helix-coiled-coil-helix domain containing 4. Gene Ontology annotation, biological process: protein import into mitochondrial intermembrane space. Gene Ontology annotation, cellular component: mitochondrial intermembrane space. The record is from RefSeq and is a predicted model, not a curated record. Gene Ontology annotation, molecular function: protein-disulfide reductase activity. Bases 195 to 617 code for a protein of 140 amino acids. Lineage: Eukaryota; Metazoa; Chordata; Mammalia; Dermoptera; Cynocephalidae. The transcript has 3 exons.
GAAAUGUAGUUUCUGGCGGAGGGGCCGGGAUGGGGCCGAGAAGUCGCUGAGGCAGGUGCGCGGCGGGCAGGCCCGGAGAGGGCGGGUCUGUACGGGCCUCCAGCCGCCCGCCCUGACUGAGCCGAGGGAGGUCACCGCCCCAAGCUGCGGCCGCCGCCGCCAAUUCUGUGAGGUCUGAGCGCCGGGCUGCAGCCAUGGCCUACUGCCGGCAGGAAGGGAAGGAUAGAAUCAUAUUUGUCACCAAAGAAGACCACGAAACGCCAAGCAGUGCAGAGCUGGUGGCUGAUGACCCUAACGAUCCGUACGAGGAACAUGGAUUGAUACUGCCAAAUGGAGACAUUAACUGGAACUGCCCGUGCCUUGGGGGUAUGGCCAGUGGCCCCUGUGGGGAACAGUUCAAGUCAGCCUUUUCCUGCUUCCACUAUAGCACGGAGGAUGUCAAAGGCUCAGAUUGUGUAGACCAGUUCCGGGCCAUGCAGGAAUGCAUGCAGAAAUACCCAGACCUCUACCCCCAGGAGGAUGAGGAUGAAGAGGAGGAGAAGCCAGCAGAACGAGUGGAGGAAACGGCGCCCCCUGAGGCCGCUGCAACCAAAGAGGAGGAGGAGGGGUCAAGCUAAUGAAAGCACAGGGCACUGGGCUCCAGGCCUUCCUCCUCAGAGUGAUAUGGACCUUUUGCAAAAUGCCUUUCAGCCACCCCCCCAAGAAAGCGCUUUCCCUCUGUUGUUCUGUGCACUGUAAUGUACAAAGUAACUUAUUUUGAUAAUCAGGGGUCUUGGCCCCUUGACAGUAUACACUGAAGAAAAUGGGGGUUGUCUGUAAUGUGUGUCGUACAUAAACCUGUCAGCGAAUGUAGCUGCCACUUUUGAAUUCUCUUUUCUCAGAUUGCCCUGAAUUUUGCUUCUUUAAAAUAAUGUGCUGAAUAUUCUCAGCAGCCAAAAAUCAUUAUCCAGGAAUGUUUCUUGUGAGUGAGCUAAUUUAUUUUGAUUCAUUAUAUCACUCUUAGUAGAUUUUAUUCUCCUUUGGGAAAAUGAAGUAGAAGCAAACUCAUCUUCCUUUAAAUAUGCUGGAGUGGGGCCAUUCCUAAUAGAAGAGGCCAGAUGGUCAGAUACUUAUUUCUCAAAAACCAUCUUGACCUUGAGUUUAUGAGGGGUUACUGUGCUUCAUUCCUGAUAGAUUUUAGUUUCCUUUUGUGCAUUGAACUCCAGGUUUUUUACAUCUGGAAAGUAGAGAUUUGGACCCAAUGAUUUACAUUUCCUUCAAAGUGAAGGGAAAGGCUGGUUUUACUGUUCAUUGUUAUUUUGAAGGCCCUGGUUUGGCACCUGCGUUCACACUAGCUCUCAGUCUGGUCAAAUGCAGUGUUUUUGAGAGAUGGAGACUUAAUUAUUACCAGAGUAACAGCCAAGAGAGGAAACUGAAUUAAGUACCCAAUUAAAAG